CGUCCCACGUUUUCAAAACAUCUCGCCCGUACGAUUGUUCCGAUUUGAAAAAAUUCAUCACAAAACGAUCAAACAGUGCCUCGAUUUCACAAACAAUCGACCGUUAGUGCUCAAAGUCUUUCAUGUAUCAACGCUUGCGGAAGAAACACGUACUUAUAUUACUUAUGUACAUUUACCUAUGUACUAUGUUAUGUAGAUGUGAUAUUACCAGUGUUGCGUAAUUUUAUGGACUGUUAUCAAUCAUGUAUCUAACGCAAAUUAUAUGUAUAAUUGUUACAAUGUCAAUAUCGUUUGCGGUGCAAUACCCAACAAAUCCUACCUCAGAAAUGUCAGCGGAUGAGAAGAAUUUGAUAAAAGUUAAUAAAACACUAGAACAAUCCGAUGAAAGUGGCCAUGAAGUAGAUACGGAUGGUGAAGAAGUGAAAGACAAAAAAUAUUUAGUAGAUGCUAUGAGAACAAUUCUAGAUCCAAACGCAAUAAUACAGAAAAACGCUGAAGACGAAGAUAAUUUUAAAUUUCAAAUAGAUGAACUGGAAAAGGAAAAUAUGACACUUGAAAAUUUUAUGGAGGAAAUGGAUAAAUUGAGCUUAGACGUUUGUAAGACGUCGCAGGAAGCACUUUGGUCCUAUGUAACUGAUAUUACUAACGAAAGCAAAAAGAAUAGAAUGAUAUCAAUAGCUGCAGAAGAAGACGAAAUAAAAAAGCAAUAUUGGAAUAUGUUGAAAAAGAAAUAUUUAAACGAUUGGCAACUACUGAACGAUCCGAAAUUGAAGAGGAAGCUACGAAUCAUCAAAGAGAGGGGGACCAACGUGCAAAUGCCACAAAGCAAACAAAGAGAGGAAAUAGACACAAUGCAACGGAUUUGGAGUCGAGUCACAGUAUGCGCUUAUAACGCAUCUAAUUGUAAUACAGACGAAUCUUUACGUUCUAUGAGUGAUGUUAUUGCGGUGUUCAAAAGAAAUAACGAUACGAAGGAAUUAUUGUAUUAUUGGAAAGCCUUUAGAGAUGGCACUGGAAAACAAAUACGUCCUAUUUUCAAUGAUUAUGUUACAAGAAUGAAUAAUGUAGCGCAAUCAGAAAACUUCACUGACGCUGGCGAUAUGUGGAGAUAUACAUUUGAAGAUGAUCAUUUUGAAGAAACGGUUAAUAGACUUUGGUCAGAGAUUAAACCUCUAUAUAAAUUAUUACAUACUUAUGUUAGGAUAAAAUUAAAGAAGCAUUUCAAAUCUGAACUAUCUAAAAAAGAGAAAACUAUACCUGCACAUAUUCUCGGCAACUUAUGGGCGCAAGAAUGGCAAGCAGUUUACAAUAAAGUUGCAAUUUACCCCGACAUUCCAAGACCCACGGCAAUAAACAAUAAAAUGCUGCAAGCGAAGGAUCUUUUUGAUGCAGUAGAUAAUUUCCAUCAGUCCCUUGGUUUUGCGAGCGCCCGACAAGCGUAUCAAGACAUAAGGGAUACUGCAACUUCUGCUAACUGUCUACCUUCAAGCCAUGACAUGUGUGAUGGAGUGAAUUACAAGAUCAAAUGGUGCGGAGAGAACUUGACCGACGUGAGCGUGGGUCUGUCGCGUGCGGCUAGACUGCUCGGCCAUGUUCAGUACUUUAAACAUUAUCGACAAUUGCAGCCGCUCUAUAGAGACGGACCUAACCCAGCGUUCCAUGAUGCGAUCUCCGACAUCGUAGCUGUGCAGCUGACGUCACCAGCGCAUCUUAACACCCUGAACCUGGCGCAGGUCACGACGGGGCCUCGUGCUGAACUCAACCAUCUGCUAUGGCUAGCGUUAGAGAAACUCCCCCUAGUUGCAUAUGCGUACGUGCUCGAUAGAUGGCGUUGGGACAUCUUUGCGAAUUCGAGUCUUAAGAAUUGGAAUCAGCAUUGGUGGGAUCUCAGAGUCAACGAGACAGGGAUAUCUCCACCUGUGCCAAGAAAUGAGAGCGACUUGGAUCCCGCGGCCAAGUAUCAUGUCGUGUCUCACGUGCAGUAUAUUACAUAUUUGGUAUCGCACGUGUUGGAGUUCCAAAUCCUGUCGUCUUUGUGUAAGAAGGCGAACCACACCGGACCUCUGCAUAACUGUUCCUUACGCGACGUUAAGGAAGCAGGAAAACUUCUCAGCAAUGGGAUGUCGCUAGGUGCCAGCGUUGAUUGGAGGACUGUACUACAAGCGAUAACUGGUGAAACAGAUCUAUCUUCAGCCGGUCUGUUAGAAUACUUCGCUCCACUCAGUCAAUAUUUGCGCAAAGAAAAUGAGAAACUUGCAAAUCUCACUGAAGAUAUGGAUAAAAAUCCGCCCAUCAUUAUAGGAGCUAUAAUCAUAUUUGUGAUAUUAACAAUGAUAAUAGCUUAUUGUGUUAAGAAGCACACGUAUAGAAAAGUACUCUCAUGGUGUGGAUUUACUAAGAACGGCUCUUUAGAUAUUGUGACAAAUGAAAUGACCCAAACCAAAUCGAAAGAAGAGGAAGGUGUAAAUGAGGACAAUGUAUGAUAUGUUAAACAUAUAUGAAAAUAAAUUAUAUAGUGAUUCUUUUUACGAGUAGAACUGUGAAUAUGUGCCACUACGCCGAUUAAUUUUGUUAGGAAUAUUUUAAGUUUUUUGCUAUUUUAUG
This is a messenger RNA of Papilio machaon (common yellow swallowtail), 2604 nucleotides long. Its product is annotated as angiotensin-converting enzyme. The record is from RefSeq and is a predicted model, not a curated record. Gene Ontology annotation, biological process: proteolysis. Lineage: Eukaryota; Metazoa; Arthropoda; Insecta; Lepidoptera; Papilionidae. Gene Ontology annotation, cellular component: plasma membrane. The coding region runs from base 243 to 2483 and encodes 746 amino acids. The transcript is spliced from 11 exons. Gene Ontology annotation, molecular function: peptidyl-dipeptidase activity; metallopeptidase activity.